AUGGACGGGUAUCCCGAGUCUGACGAAUGCGCAAUCGACAGUGAUUCCGACUCGGAAAAUGAAAGCCUGACUCAAAAUCUCCCUUUUGAACGGAUAUUUCAGAAAACAAGCGUAUCAUCCAGCCGAACCUCAAAAUCAUUCCUUACCGUGGGGUUGGAAAAUGAGACGCACCCAGCAAAGAGACAAACGAAAAAUCACCAUUCCAGCUUGUAUAAAUGCUCAAGCUACGAACCUACGAAGAAAGUCGACAUUGAAGGCAGUAAUAGCAAAGUGUUGAACAAUCAACCUAAAGGCGCUCUUGUAGCAGAGACAGUACUGAAAAAAAACUCUACUGAACUUCGUGAGGGCGUUCAAAAAGGAAAGUCAAACGAGAGCUCCAAAAAUUCUUGGCCCGCAAGCACCACGUCACGGCGAGAAAAGAUGUCGGGUAAUGGUCGCCAAAAUGUACGGUAUCUUGAGCAAGACGCGUUGGGGAAGAAAAGUGAUGACUGGGAUCAGUUCGACACCCACGAUUAUCACAGCCAGUUUGAGCGCUCCAGCAAGCACAAGAGGUUUUAG
This is a messenger RNA of Pyricularia pennisetigena, 558 nucleotides long. RefSeq lists its product as uncharacterized. Lineage: Eukaryota; Fungi; Ascomycota; Sordariomycetes; Magnaporthales; Pyriculariaceae. The record is from RefSeq and is a predicted model, not a curated record. Bases 1 to 558 code for a protein of 185 amino acids. The transcript is spliced from 2 exons.